This is a messenger RNA of Acaulospora colombiana, 280 nucleotides long. Lineage: Eukaryota; Fungi; Glomeromycota; Glomeromycetes; Diversisporales; Acaulosporaceae. The record is from the annotation of a GenBank genome assembly.
AGAAAAUAACAUCGCUCAAUUAUAUUUCAGCAAGGAAAUUGACUCCAAAAACUCUGUGAAAUCGGAAUACACAAAUUUAUGCUUGUCAAAGAAGAGACGAGACAAUAUCUAUGAUGAUUCCAAUGAAUCAUUAUCACAAAAUUUAGCUCGACUAUGUCAAAAAGUUCAGGAUAACUUAGGACAAUCAAUGAGAGAUUUUGUGCUGUUAUCAAUACGGAAAGAAUAUAACGGCAGAGUCGAUUGUAUUAAAUCAAAGGGUCAGACAACAGAUACGCGAUGA